AUGUCAACAUAAACUGGAGUUUAUUCAAAUUAUUAAAAUACAACAGACGAGCAAGUAAAUGAGGUUUGGAUUCUUGUGUCAGCUGCUUUUAUAUUAUUGAUGCAAAUAGGAACAGGCCUUUUUAAUGCAGGAAGUUCCUAAUAGAAAAGCCAUUAGAGUAUAUUCGCAAUGAAAUUGUUUGAGGCCUGCCUAGGCACUAUAGGCUUCUGGUUAUUUGGUUAUGGCUUAGCUUUUGGGAAAGUUAGGAAAUACUAUGGAGAUGACUCAGAUUACUUUGUUUCAAGGGGUUUUGAAAAAGUAUCAGAGGACAAUUACACACUAUUCAUGUUUCAAGUUGCUUUCUCUUUAGCUUCAACAACCAUGAUAUCUGGUAGUAUGGCUGAGAGAGCACAGCUUCCCUAAUAAAUACUUUUUACUUUUCUUGAAUAAUCAUUUAUUUACCCUGUAGUUAUUGCUUGGGUGUGGGGAGGAGGAUGGCUUGCUCAAAAUGGUUAUCAUGAUUUUGCUGGGAGUGGAUGUAUUCAUGUCCUAGGAGGUACUUGUGCACUAGUAGGAUCCGCUGUGCUCGGACCACGUCUUAAUCGAUUCAAAAUUUAUACAAUUGAUGAUCUAAUUUAAAAAGAAAAGAAUCUUAUGGAUGAUACUCUUCAAGCAAAUCCAAUAAUUAAGUUUAAGCCUGCUAAAUUAACCAAGAAAAAACAGAAGCUUAAUGAUUCAUACUUCGAAAAUGGUCACAUAGUUCAUAUAAUGAGGUCACUAAGCGAUAAAAAUAAACAAAGAUUUAAAAAAUGGAUUCUCGAUUACAAGUUUAAUUUUACUCCAAGCAACACAGCUUAUUUGACACUUGGAACCUUUAUAAAUUGGAUAGGAUGGUUAUUCUUUAAUGCAGGUAGUACACUUUCAGUUCAAACAAUGAGAAAUAGUGGACCUUCAAAAAUAAUGUUCAACACUAUACUUGCAUCAUCUGUGUCAGGACUAGUAGUUGUCUUUUUGAAGCCCCAUUUCUUAAGAAAUUAUACAAAGCUUUAUUAAUAUGAUGUUGGCUAAUUUUGUAAUGGAAUCUGCGCAGGUCUCAUUAGUAUCACUGCACCAUGUGAUUGCGUAGAACCUUGGGCAGCAAUUUUGAUUGGAUUUAUCGGUGGCCUUUUCUUCAUUUUUGGAAGUAUGAUCUUGAUUGCCUUUAAAGUUGAUGACCCAGUAGAUGCUAUUCCGUGCCAUUUUUUCGCAGGCAUAUGGGGUGUAUUAGCUGUUGGUAUUUUUCAUAGAGAAACUGGAUUGGUAAAUUCUGAGUAUGCUGAGAGAUUUCACUUUUUAGGUUGGUAAAUUGCUUCUUUACUAUCUAUUAUUGCAUGGGCUGGUGGAAUAAGUUUAAUUUAUUUCUUAAUAGCUAGAAGAUUAAAACUUCUCAGGGUCCAUCCAUUGGUUGAAAUUAUAGGAUUAGAUCGGGCUUAUUUUGGAGGUUUGACUAAAAAAGAUCUUAAAAUGCUUAAAGACAGAUAUAGUAUAGGUAAAACAGAUGAAAAACUAAGGCAAAUUUGGAAGCUAACUGCUCUUGACAACAAUAGUAAUUCAGGCUCCUCAAGAUCUAAUUCUUCAUCUCUAAGAGAUGGUAUCACUAAAAUCAAAUAAAGACACAACUCCACUCUCAGUUCUAGAUUCAAUUAUGCAAACGAAUUAUAGGUACUUAAUCUUGAUGAUAAUCAAAAAUGA
This is a messenger RNA of Stylonychia lemnae, 1710 nucleotides long. Lineage: Eukaryota; Ciliophora; Spirotrichea; Sporadotrichida; Oxytrichidae. The record is from the annotation of a GenBank genome assembly.